Toxotes jaculatrix (banded archerfish) is the source of this 3300-nucleotide messenger RNA. RefSeq names its product Spi-1 proto-oncogene b (gene spi1b). The coding region runs from base 312 to 1106 and encodes 264 amino acids. NCBI's taxonomy places the organism in Eukaryota, Metazoa, Chordata, Actinopteri, Toxotidae. Gene Ontology annotation, molecular function: sequence-specific DNA binding; DNA-binding transcription factor activity, RNA polymerase II-specific. Gene Ontology annotation, biological process: cell differentiation; regulation of transcription by RNA polymerase II. The record is from RefSeq and is a predicted model, not a curated record. The transcript is spliced from 5 exons. Gene Ontology annotation, cellular component: nucleus.
ACCUUUAGCAGACACACUCUAUUGCUCCCACCCACACAAAUUUUACAGAACUCAAAAGUUCCUUUUUCAUUUCACAGUCAAACAGCGGGCCUUGCUUGUUUAAUUCUAUCUGACACAGCUGAAGGCCUCCGAGAGUAGUUAAGGUCAUAAGUGUAUGCUAUACAAUAAGAGAGGGAGACAUUUUUUGGUUUUCGUUGAGUGAGAGGAAAUUUUGAAACAUUGUGCAAUGGUGCCGCAAAAGUUUUGAAAGGUUGUGAGAGUGUUUUGCCAGCAAAGCGUCUGAGAGUCGGUCCGUUGGAGAAAAGGUCUCCAUGUUGCAUCCAUACAGAAUGGAGAGCUACCUCAUCCCGCCUCAUUCAGAAGAGAUGUAUGAUCCAGAGAUCUACAGACAUCAAAUUACAGAAUAUUACAAUCCGUAUGUCCUAGAUGCAGAUAUCCAGGCAGAUCACUGGGACUACCACAGUCAUCCUCAUGUACACCCUGCAGAAUUUGAAAACCUUCAAGAAACCAACUUCACAGAGCUGCAGAGCGUGCAAGCUCUUCACCCACCCACCCUCAUGCGACACGACGCCAUAAGAUAUGACCCAGAAAACCUGCUCGAUCCAAGUCUUGGGACACAUCCACAUGUGUUACAGCAACCAGUAGCAUUCUUCCCUCGGGCUGUGUAUACACCACACGUGUCCCAGCGCAGCUCUGAUGAUGAAGAACAUGGAGGACGAAGUCCCCCACUGGAGGUGUCUGAUGAGGAGUGUCUGAGAGAUCGGGGUCCUUUUGUCACACCGGUAGAGCUGGGCAACAAAAAGAAGAUCCGUUUGUACCAGUUCCUGUUGGACCUUUUAAGGAACGGCGACAUGAAGGACAGUAUCUGGUGGGUGGACAGAGACAAAGGGACUUUCCAGUUUUCUUCCAAACACAAAGAGGCACUCGCACACCGCUGGGGAAUCCAGAAGGGCAACCGUAAAAAAAUGACCUAUCAGAAGAUGGCUCGUGCUUUGCGCAACUAUGGCAAAACUGGAGAGGUGAAAAAGAUAAAGAAGAAGCUAACGUACCAGUUCAGCGAUGAGGUCCUGGGGAAGAGUCAUGUAGAGAGAAAAUCAUACAUGUAGGCAUGAAGGAUACUGAAGUGUCUGGAUUGAAUCAUUAAAAGUGUUGACAUUAGAGUUUCUGGUGUUAGAGGCUUAAUCAACCUUGCUGUUCUGAUAAAUACAGUAGCAUUUUGUGAAUAGCACCAAUACUGCUGGACUGUGGGAUCAAUCCUUUGAUAAUAGUAGCUAACGCAUUCCAAAGCAUGGAACAAGAGAUAAGAUCCCAAAAGAUUUUCACUAUAACAAGAUAUGCUGGAGGAAAGUAAUUGCCAUAGAAAGCUCACUUUGGUUUAUUUGUCAUAAAGUAGCAGUAUGGAAAUACAGUUGUUAAAGUCAGUGUAGAAUAAAAUGUGUAGCCUGUCAUUUGGAAAUGAGUUAGGGGGUUUGUGAAUAGGUAGGAUGUGAAAAAAAACAUUAUAAGUAUCUCCUGUUAAAAUUGUGUCCCUCCCAGAUUUGCCCUGAGAUAUGCAAAACCUGCACUCUAGAGCCUGCCCACUGCCAGGUGGCAGCAUCAAGCUUAUUCACAGAGCAGCAAUUUAGAUGUGGUGGCCAAAGUUGGCACUGCAAGUCAUGUGAUGACAGGGGCUCAGAGAGAUGUUGGCCAAACAUACAGAAUUUAAAUAACUAAUAAACAAAUUUAAAAUUAAGCAUCACACACAUCGAAGUACUCUUUGGAUAUCAUGCUUUAAAUCAUUAGAUCAAAUACACUCAGCCAGUUUAUUAGGUAGCAAAAACUAAGUGUAAUACAUUCAUUCUAAUUUAAAUGAAUUUGGGCAGGUUAAAUAACUGAAACACCUAUCUGCAAUACAUUUCUACAACAACACAAACAGCAUUCUCCAAAAUGACCAUAGGGCUGAAUCAAAAAAAAAAAAAAAACCUUGACCCUACUUCGUUUCAUAAAGGUAGGAUUUAUUGCUGCACUGUUCUAUUAGACCGAAUCAGUCUUAGCUAGCUGAAUCUAAUAAACUGGCAACUGAGUGCAGAUUUCAAAAGCCAUCGACUGCAGCUGACAUCUGUGAGAAUGCAAGAGUAAGACGCCAAAGCAUGAGCAUUAUAGGGUUGCAAACAGGAAGCAAAGAGACUUUUUUAGCAUACCGUAUGUGCUGGGUGAGCAACUUUAGUUGAAAUGAAAAGGCCACCCUUCUGAACUCAUCCAAUGUUAAAUAUAUCCAGAAGAUGCCAGUGCAUAAUUAUGUUAAUGCAUACAGCUAUAAAACCACUACUAGCUAACAUGAGCAUCUACAGUGAUAGUAAACUCUAUAAGAUCCCAGUUGUCACUGGUUUUGAAAUCUGGAUAUACUAAUUUGUAUAUUUUUGAAGUUGGGCAGAGCAUUUUCUUUUCUUUUCUUCUCUUUUCUUUUCUUUUCUUUUCUUUUCUUGUCUUUUCUCUCUGAAUUUUUUUUUUGAUGAUACCACUCUCAUGACUGUAUGGUAACUACGAAGCUAUGGAGUUAGCUUAGCAUUAGGACUGGAAACAGUGGGAAAGAGUCUGUCUGGCUUCCUUAGACUUAAAUAUAGUUUGUGGAGCCAUUUGAUGGACUGUUUCUUGGUUAAGUUGCCAGUACACCAGCAGAGACUGGGUUUAGCUUUGUAUUAACUUUAUAGACAGGACAGUGGUAUCAAUCUUCUCUUCACAUUUAAGUGAACAACUCUCAUGUCAAACUAUGUACAGUCAAGAGGAAAAAUGGAAAAGAGGUAGGGGGGUGUUGCAUUUACAUUUAUGUAUGCCAUGCAUUUUAGACCUUAGGUAUGUAAUUUUACAUGUAGGUCUACACAUAUAUCAGUGCAUAAUCUACUUGGAAAUGUCUCUUUACACAUUUUUUGUAUUAAAGCCCAGAUUUUGUUUCAUGAUAUGUAACCACUUGCAGUGCUCAGAGAGUUGAUGGUUUGAAAACUCCACAAUAGUGAAGUAGUAGCCUUCUUCCUGCUGUUUUUGACUUUUCGUGAGCAUGCUAAAGUUCUCUUUUAAUUGUGGGCAAUGUUACUGUAUGUAUAUAUUUUCAUUUCCAUGUACUAUUUAAAACAGCAAGGUUACCAAAAAAAAAAAAAAAAAAAGUCAUUCAUGAGAUGGACUAACCUACAGCAUUCACCAUGACUGGGUUAGAUAUACCAUUAUCACAGUUAUUUACAUUAUAUUAAAAUGGUUUGUACAAAUACACAAUACUCUGUAUGUUAUAAUUAAGAAUUGCUUGUAAAAAUAAAAUUGUUCAUCAGU